AGCUUGCCUUUUUUGGGCUUUGGGCUCGAAGCGCUGCCCACGCCUGCCGACGCGGCCAGCAGGACUCAUGGACCGCCCCUCCGCGCCGUAAGCCGGCUGCCCCGCGAGCCAUGCGGCUGGCGCUGCUGCUCCUGCACUUCAUAUGCAUUGGUGCCCCCGUCGUCGACGAAAAACUCGACGACGCCCUGUGGCAGAAGGCGAAAGAAGCCCUCGGCGCAUCCCCAGCGUCGACGAUCGUCCACUCGCACUUCAGCAAGUGGUUGGAUGAUCGGCUCGACGCCGCGCUCGGCGACGACGCGGGCGCGACGGGCCCUGAAGGUGUCGCAGCUUUUGUGAGGAACAUCUCGGCGUUGCCGCGGCGACCCGUCAUCGGUUUGCGGGUCGCGAAGCGGAAUGCGAGUGGGUUGUGUGCCUUUGUUGAGGUCGCGGUGCCGGCGCUCGAGCAGGCCAAGCAUAUCGAGGCCUACGCUCUCACAUCAGUAGGAACCGCGGCAAAUGGCUCGCCCUUCCACCCCCACUCCCUGAAGGGUUGUGAACAGGCGUGCCCCGGCGCCGUCGCGGCGUUGCUGGCCCAGCCGAAGCUCCAAGCCUGGUACGUCUCGCAGCACUGGGCGCCGCCGCCCCACGCCCGGAACAUGUCCUCGUCCAAAAGGUUAAGACGGCAGAUGCGCUUGGAAAAAGUUCAACAAAUACCAUUAGGUGUCCACUUAACUCUGGCGGCCGCGCGAGGCCUCGAAGCCGCCUGGGCCUCUACUUCUACAAAGCGAUCGUUAAUAGCGUCCCACGUCUCGCUCCACAACCACGAACGGGCCUUCGCCUUCGACCAGCUGCGCAACGCCCUGAAGCGGGGUGACGUUUCCCUAGAAAAUGAAUUUCCCGUCCAAACAACAGAUAUGCCUCCCAUCUCCAUGAACGCCGAGGAGUGGACGACCAAGGUCCAUGCGCGACGGUUAGCGGGCGGGAAGCACGGCAGCUUCCAGCAGACGCGCAAUACGACCAAUGACAUGAGAUCGGUAGCCUUAGCGUCGUACCUCUACAAGUUACGAACGACGAAGUUCGCCUUCUCGCCGAUCGGUUCGGGCCUGGACUGCCACCGCCACUACGAAAUUUUGUCUUUUGGAGCCGUUCCCCUCGUGGACUACUCCGAGACAUUGGUAGAAUUGUAUAGAAAUCUACCCAUGGUGUUUGUGAGGCAGUGGACGAAGGUGACGGCCCGAACUCUAGAAAGGGCGUGGGGCGCCGUCCUAGAUCGGCGCGAGUCCUACGACUAUCGUGAGCUGCGACGGGACACGUGGCGUAGGCGUGUUUUGGCCUUUCGGGAUCGACAAACGUACGCGAAAGCUUUAUGGGAUACGCCUCGAAAGCGCACGGGCAAGGACGACCCCGCGUGGCGGAGCGACAAGAAGACGUGCAAAGGGGUCGCGAAAAAGAACAAGUGCUCUACAAAAGUUGGUGAAGACGGCGUGCCGGCCGUUAUUGCCUGUCCCGUGGCGUGCGCGCCUUCAUUACUACCUCCUAUUGUGAUCGGUGCCGGGCCCACGGCGGAGACCCGCGAGGAGACGGUGUUUGAAGAAGGUGGUGAUAACGCUACGCUGCCCUCCUGGGUCGGCACGUCCUCGAAAGCCAAGGCCCUGGGGUCGGGCAAGAGCGUGCACCGCUGGGCGCGCAAGAGUCAUUUAGCGAAGUUGGCCAAAUUUGAGCACUAAUAAGUAUACGUUAUGUU
This is a messenger RNA of Pelagomonas calceolata, 1723 nucleotides long. NCBI's taxonomy places the organism in Eukaryota, Pelagophyceae, Pelagomonadales, Pelagomonadaceae. The record is from the annotation of a GenBank genome assembly.